Molecule: messenger RNA, 1544 nt
Organism: Larimichthys crocea (large yellow croaker)
Lineage: Eukaryota; Metazoa; Chordata; Actinopteri; Sciaenidae
Gene: cox18
Product: cytochrome c oxidase assembly factor COX18
Exons: 7
Coding region: 134-1237 (367 amino acids)
Biological process (GO): protein insertion into mitochondrial inner membrane from matrix; mitochondrial respiratory chain complex IV assembly
Cellular component (GO): mitochondrial inner membrane
Molecular function (GO): membrane insertase activity
Source: RefSeq, a predicted model, not a curated record
AUAUGACGUCACAUUCACCCGACACGCGGCCAUAAAUAGUGUGACGUCAUAUAUGUGAGUCGCGUGCCGGUGAGGAUGAAGGUGAAACAAACACAUUCACCUGUCUGCUGACGUCAUUCAGGGGGGUGUCACCAUGUGGCAUCUCAGGGGGUCCAUGAGGUCCGCAGUCCUUCAGCUUCCUGUACGUAGACCCUGUUCUGUUGCAUUCAACCAGAUGUCACCUGGACUCAGACACACUUGCUCUGCACCUGUUGCAAUCUGCUGCUACACCUCACCUGUCAGGACCACAUCAGGUGUCAGGACCACAUCAGGUCUGGGGACUCUGUCCGGUCUGGGGACUCUGUCCGGUCUGGGGACUCUGUCCGGUCUGGGGACCUGGUCUGGUGUCCGGAGGCUCUCAGGUGGUUCCGGAUCAGCGUGCUGGUACGGCGGACUUGCGGAGUCAGCUCCGGUUCACCUGUGCGAAAACUUCCUGGUGAGCGUGCAGCAGGUGAGCGGGUUGCCGUGGUGGCUGAGCAUUGUCAUGGCAACACUAUCGGUCCGGACGCUCAUCACUCUGCCGCUCGCCGUUUACCAGACGAUCAUCAUCGCUAAGGUGGAAGCGCUGCAGGUGGAGAUCUCAGAGCUGGCGAAGAGGCUUCGAUACGAAGUUUCAGUCCGAGCAAGAGAGCGAGGAUGGACGGAGAGACAGAGCCGGUUUCAGUUCAAGAAGAAUCUUCAUCGAAUCAUCUCUCAGCUCUACAUCAGAGACAAUUGUCACCCCUUCAAAGCCAGUCUGCUGGUCUGGGUCCAGCUGCCUUUGUGGAUCAGCCUCUCUCUGGCCCUCCGGAACCUGAGUGUGGAUCAGUCCGCGCUGCAGUCUGAUCUUACAGCAGGGGGCGCUCUGUGGUUCCCUGACCUCACUUUACCUGACUCCACCUGGAUCUUACCUGUCUGCCUUGGACUCACUAAUCUACUCAUCGUAGAGGUGUUUUCGCUUCAGAGAGUUAACCCGUCUGGUUUCCAGCGGUUUGUGACAAACGCCAUCAGAGCGUUCUCUGUGUUGAUGGUGCCCAUUGCUGCUUCAGUACCCUCUUCCAUGGCUCUGUACUGGUUGAUGUCCAGUCUGAUUGGACUCAGUCAGAAUCUGCUUCUUCGUUCUCCGAUGAUCCACAAAGUCCUGAAUCUCCGAACUCAUCGAUCAGAUUCUCCGUACAGAGACCUGCUGGCCGCCUUCAUCAACAAAUACUGCAAAUAAAUACUCAGAGUACUGAAAAUUCUUUCUUUCUUUCUUUAUUCAUAAACUCGACCUUUGACUCUGAAUUCAUUUGUGUCCGUCGCCAAGUGCUUGCUCAUGUUGGAACUGUUGGUCGCUGUAAAUAAUAUUAUAAAGAGUUGGUCUGACCUGCUCUGUAUGGAAAGUGUCAUUAGAUCACUGAUGAAUGAAUGAAUGAAUUGAACAAGAGACAGCAGACUGGUGCUGGUCUCUCCUGGUCUGUACUGGUCGGUAACAGUCAGCUUUCUAAUAAUCAGCAGAGACAUAAUAAACAUGUUCAUCCUUUGAA